AUGGGUGGCCGGUGCGCGGCUUGGAGGUUCCUGCUCCUAGGGGCGCGGUGCACGCUGCACAGUACUGUACCUUAUCAACAGCGGCCCCCCGGUCGCACAAGCCAAGCUGUUUCAGGCGAUUGCGAGUCGAAUGUGGAAAUUGGCGCGCGCAGUCGAGGCGGGCGUCGUGUGGAGCGAGUGCGGCGGAAAGCGGAGAAGAAAAGCGAGCGUGAUGGGACGAAAGGAGAGGCCGGCGGUGCGGUGUGGUUGCAGCUUUUGUUGGGGACAGGAGGCCGCGACUUUUUGAAGCCCUUGGGGAGCCGUUUCAGAAAAUGCGCUAAGCAGCAGAGCCGUCGUCGAUCGGUAGCGCGCCGCCUUGGUGCAAUGGAGCCUUGCGCGGGAGGAGUGCGACGCCGAAAGCGACUGGCCGGCUGCUCAUAUCUACAUAUUCUCGACGCAUUCCAGCGGCUCCGAGCUGGGCUAGCUGAGAUGGCCACGCGUUUGCCAGUACGAGACGCCACGGUCUGCGUCGUCGACCCGAGCGACCCACAGAAGCACGGCGAUAGCGAGACCCGCGCCAUCACCAGCUACUGUACUCUCCGCAGCAGCGCCUCCCCACGGACUCUGCACUCCCGUCAACCAGACGCGCCCUUGCUGCUGGCGUCACAGGGCGCGGGCAGCUCCAGGGCUCCAGGGCUCCAGGGCAGGGCUGUCCGCGCGGCUGCAGAAGAGGUUCGGCAGGCUGAAACAAAGCGAGCGCGGCGCAAUUUUUAG
This is a messenger RNA of Trematosphaeria pertusa, 753 nucleotides long. RefSeq lists its product as uncharacterized. NCBI's taxonomy places the organism in Eukaryota, Fungi, Ascomycota, Dothideomycetes, Pleosporales, Trematosphaeriaceae. The record is from RefSeq and is a predicted model, not a curated record. The coding region runs from base 1 to 753 and encodes 250 amino acids. The transcript has a single exon.